GAUGACGUAGAACUCCCGCGACUCGUCACAUGUGGAAAAACUGCAACCAAACGCUCAAAUCCAGAGGGGUUUCUUUUUAAAUUAUCUGUUAAAGUUUGGACUGCGGUCCCUUUUUUCAAUUCAUCAUGGCUUCGACAUCAAUGCCACAGAAGCGUUACUACAGACAGCGAGCGCAUUCAAACCCGAUGGCGUACCACACCUUUGAUUACCCAGUAUGUCCUGAAGAGAUGGACUGGUCCAAGCAUUAUCCAGACCUCAUUCCCGAUCCCUCAUCAGGGAAGGAAGCCCCUCGAGUGGAGUUUGCAGACAUUGGAUGUGGAUACGGGGGCCUUUUAGUGGAGCUAUCUCCUCUUUUCCCAGAUAAGCUCAUGUUGGGCCUGGAAAUCCGAGUGAAAGUGUCUGAUUAUGUUCAGGACCGCAUUCGGUCGCUGCGUGACCUGAACCCUGGAAGCUACCAGAACAUCGCCUGCAUUCGCAGCAAUGCCAUGAAAUACCUCCCCAACUUCUUUUUUAAAGGACAGCUCAGUAAGAUGUUCUUCCUGUUUCCUGACCCACAUUUCAAGAAGACCAAACACAAAUGGAGGAUCAUCAGCCCCACUCUGCUGGCAGAAUACGCCUACACGCUGAGAGUCGGGGGUUUGGUGUAUACCAUUACAGAUGUGGAGGAGGUCCACCUCUGGAUGGUGAAGCACUUCAGCGAACAUCCACUGUUUGCACGUGUCUCAGAUGAGGAGCUGGUCGAUGACAUCAUUAUAAGCCGUCUGAGCUGCUGCACUGAGGAGGGAAAGAAGGUGCAGAGGAACGGCGGGAAGACUUUUCUCGCAGUUUUUCGGAGGAUUGAGGAGUCAUUUUAAAAUCAUACACUUUGGACUUAAAUCAGAUCCUACCUGGACAUUAAUCCUCAUUAUCCUGUCUGGAGCUUUCUGUUGUUAAAACACCAUGGGAAAAUUAUAGUUUAACACAAACCUCACCAUAUUCCAAUAAUUUUUAUGUUUUUUUGUUUUUUUUUAAGUUAAGUUGAAUAGUGAUUCAGUAAACUAUGCAGCUAUUAUAAGAGAAGACCUCAGUGUUUUCUUUAAGUUUUAAAGCUGCUUUAAAUGACAAAAACUGUCUUCCUGAUGAGCAGACUGAUCCUUCUGCAAACUGUGCUUUGGAUUGUUGUCUGGCUGCAAGACUCUACAGCUAAGACAGGGAGAGAAGUCAGAUUUGAUAUAAUGAAGAAUCAUUCUUAUCUGUUAGUGCAUCUUCAAAGUGAAGUUCAAAUCGUAGCAGGGUGCAGCAGGAACAGUAGCACACAGUGUUCGUUGUGUGAUUGUUAGCUGUAUAUUACAGGUCGGUAUGCGGAUCUGUCAGGAGUCUGGAAACGGGACGGCGCAGGUCUGGAAAGGCUUUCUGCUGCUUCAGGCUGUGGUGAUUAUCAACAGGACAGCACAUGUCGUCAUGUUCAUAACCCAAACACAAGCAAAAAAUGAGCUAAUCAGAGGAUUACUAGACUGUAACAACUAGAAAUCCUUCCUGGGACUGUGAUGGGUCCAUUUUAUCAGAUUUUGCUUUCCAUUUUCUUUUUUAUAUACUGUUUCAUUUAAAUUAAACUUUUUUUUACACAAGAUGGUAA
Cyprinodon tularosa is the source of this 1615-nucleotide messenger RNA. RefSeq names its product methyltransferase like 1 (gene mettl1). Gene Ontology annotation, molecular function: tRNA (guanine(46)-N7)-methyltransferase activity. NCBI's taxonomy places the organism in Eukaryota, Metazoa, Chordata, Actinopteri, Cyprinodontiformes, Cyprinodontidae. Gene Ontology annotation, biological process: tRNA methylation; RNA (guanine-N7)-methylation. The transcript is spliced from 6 exons. Gene Ontology annotation, cellular component: tRNA methyltransferase complex. The record is from RefSeq and is a predicted model, not a curated record. Bases 126 to 854 code for a protein of 242 amino acids.